Messenger RNA from Rhagoletis zephyria (snowberry fruit fly), 920 nucleotides. RefSeq names its product neurexin-4-like. The record is from RefSeq and is a predicted model, not a curated record. Lineage: Eukaryota; Metazoa; Arthropoda; Insecta; Diptera; Tephritidae.
UAAAACAUGGUGCGAGUGUGUUGGUGCUAGAAAUAUGAAUUAAUCUUUAAAACUUAAUUACUCGACUGUUUAUACUACACUAACUGUAACACACUUUUUUAAUUUUUCCUACAAUUAUUAAAAUAAAAAAAACCUAUAAAAAUGCGUAAAUAACCAAUAACACUCUAACAUAAAGGCGACUCCGCUUGGACACCGGUCGAGAAUACUUACAAUCACUUUCUAACACUCGAUUUGGGUGAUACACGUAAAACGCGCAAAAUCGCCACAAUGGGCCGAAAGCACACACAAGAAUUCGUAACCGAGUAUAUCGUUCAGUAUUCGGACGAUGGCGAAUACUGGCGUUCGUAUGUGAACCCAUCGAAUGAGGCGCAGAUGUUCAAGGGCAAUUCCGAUGGCAAUUCCAUACACUAUAAUGUUUUCGAGGUGCCUAUCAUUGCUCAAUGGGUGCGCAUCAAUCCAACACGCUGGCAUGAUCGGAUUUCGAUGCGUGUUGAACUCUAUGGCUGCGAUUAUGUCGCUGAAAAUUUAUACUUCAAUGGCACCGGUUUGGUCACUUAUGAUCUGCAAUAUGAGCCGGUUGCUUCCACACGCGAGUCAAUACGUUUCCGCUUCAAAACCGCAUUCGCCAAUGGCGUGCUCAUGUAUUCACGCGGCACACAGGGCGACUAUUUCGCCUUGCAAUUGAAGGAUAACAAAAUGAUAUUGAAUUUGGAUUUGGGCAGCAGUUUGAUGACUUCGCUGUCGGUUGGCAGUUUGUUGGAUGAUAAUGUUUGGCAUGAUGUGGUGAUAUCACGCAAUCGACGCGAUAUCAUCUUCUCUGUGGAUCGCGUUAUUGUGCGUGGGCGCAUUAAGGGCGAGUUUACGCGGCUGAAUUUGAAUCGUGCGGUAUGUGGUGAAAGUGAUAACUAAUUUAUUCCUCA